AAAGAUAAAUGUGCAGUAGUUGUUUCAUCGACGUCGGACUAACAACAGUAACAGCUUACAGGGUACACUGAAGGAAAGCGUACAUGAGAAAUAACGGGUUCGGAAGUGAGAAGGUCAGGGUUCUUAAUUAGGGUUGAGUUGCGGGAAGAUUGUUAAGUUGUUGACAAUUUUUUGUGGUUAUUGCAACUUCGGAAGAGGUAAUUUACUUUCUGUCCCCGAGCGCUCGUCUUGACUCUUCUGUCUCUGCUGUUGUUCCUCGCCCGUCGGGCCUGGCCUUUACUUUCCCAAGCCCUGCCUUGCCCGUACCUGCCCUAUCUCUCUCCUCUUCCCCUUCUCCUCAUUGCUGUCUCCCUUUUCCGCCCCAUGCUACUCAUCCCACCAAUCCCUGCACAUUCUCCCUCCCUCACCACCUCCUCCCGGUCUCCCCUGUGAUGCUUCUUCCUGGUCUCGUCGUCGAUCUCUUUCGAUCCACUCAAUUGAAUUUCCACGUUCCAUCGCCUGAGGGUGUCACAGUCAUUAGGUCUUUUCAAAUUUCCACUGGGGGAAAUUCUCAUGCUAAUAUGUCGGGGGGGAGGUUAUGGUUCUGAUUUGGGGGAAGGCGGGGACUCGUGAAUUGGGAGAGGGACGAGAUUUGUGGUUCUAGGUGAUGUCCUGUAGGGGAAUUCGAGGUCUGGCUCAUUUUUGCAGAGCCUAGGCUUUUGACCUGUCAUUGAGAGUGUUACCUACACGAGGGUGACAUUUUUCCCCCUUUUUUCUUUUUUAAUUAUUCUUGAUCCGGUGGUUGCGGGAAGUGGAAAUUGCAGAGCACAGGGUUGGGGGUUGUAGAUAUGUUGUGCUGUUAUUCAACCGUUUCGGGGAUCGCUUGACUGCUGGUCGUGGUGCCUCCAGGUCUCAGGUCUGUCCCCGCUGGUGGUUUAUCUUUUCUCGUUAGGUUUUCCAUUGCUCCUCUUGUUUCACCUUUUCCGCGAAGUGUUUGGCCUUUCUUGUCAAUUAACGCACAUCUUCCAUCUUCUCCAUCUCCUUCCCUGGUUUAGUCCGACGCAAUUUUGUCAAACCGAAUCCUUCCCGCUUCAGCGUUUUGCGGACUGUGAAUAUUGAGUUAAACCUGGACGGCACCCAACAUGUACAGAUAUAUGUAACUGUAGUAGUGGAGUCGACAUCCCUAGACGCCGUGAAAAGAAUUCCAAAUGCAAUGGAAUCUAGCCUGGUCUUGAGAUUGAUGUUUAAGUAGCUGACAACAAGAAAUCGACUAGCAGCAGCAUGAAGAUUGACGAUGGUACUCUUAAUCGCUAUCUAAUCAAGAAUCUACAAUCCUUAACGGAGGCCGACCCUUCCUUGCUAGCGAAUUAUGUAGCAGCUCUUCUGAGGAAUAACAAGCCCAAGAAGGAGUUGCAAAAAUUGUGCAUUGAUCAGUUGUACGAUUUCCUUGGUGAUGGGACGAAGUCUUUCGUUGCAAAGUUAUUCCAUGCUCUCGAGGAUGGUACAGUUCCUUCUUCUACAGAGGAAAUGGAGCCUAGCAAACCUAUGGAAAGCGGGCCUGUAGUCACAAGCACAGAUGUGGUUGAACUAAGGACGUCCUCACCACAGUUGGAAAGGUUACCGAGCACUGCUGUUCGUGCCUUUAGUGAUGAAGGGGAGGAUGAGAGCAGCGAUGAUGAGGAUGACGAUCGGAAUCACAAGCAUAGGAGGCGGGUCACAAGGUCUCGAUCAUUUGAUAGAGAUGGGGAGGAGGAAGACAGAGGGAUGUACAGAAAGCGGGGCAGAUCAACUGACAAUGGUCAGGUCUUACGAGAUAAUGAACGCCUGGCAAAUGAUCGUCGGGGCCCUGGUCAUGCCAUGCAUUCAGAGAGAGACAAUAAUAAGUUUGACAGGAGAUUGGGUAGAGAACAUGCAUCUGGCCGAUUCAGUUCGGAAGGUGGUCAAAGAGGGAACUUGAGAACAGGUCCACAAUUUCGAGGAGAAGGUCCUGGUCCUCGAUACGAUGGUCCUAACGGUAUGAUGCGUGGUGGAAUGGGUCGUGGGAGGGGAUUAGGCAGUUCUUGGCCUCCAAUCGACCAGCGGUUUCCGCCACCUCCCUUUUCUGAUGGUUCAGAAUUUGCCCCUCCUCUGCUGCCACCUGGGCCCCCAACAUCAGGUUUUUUUCCGGGAAGAGGUAUCCCUGGUCGGGGUGUGCCACAUACUCCUUGGCCUGGAUAUGGUCCUCAUCCUGGAAUGGGAAAUGGCCCUUUAGAACACCCUCAUCAGCUAACUGGAGGAAUGCAAGGUGCUCGUGGACCUCCUCCAAUGUCCGCUGGAAUUGGCUUAAAUAUGAGCAUGGGAAGACCAAGAUGCCUAGAUUUUGAAGAACGAGGGUAUUGUUUGAGAGGAGAUCUUUGCCCUAUGGAGCACGGCGCAAACAGGAUUGUGGUGGAAGAUGUGCAGAGUUUGUCCAAGUUCAACCUUCCUGUAUCUAUUCCAAGUGGAAGAGGCAUGGGUAUCGGACCAGUGUCUGGACCUUCUGCAGGUCCAAUGCUCCCCCCUGGUUUAGGCAUGGUAAACAGAGGAAAUCGGGGCAGUCGAGAAACUAGCUCACCUGGAAUGGGAGAAGAUCCUAAUAUGCUUAAUGGAGCUCCCCCUUCCAGUGUCGGUGCUGAGCCAGACUUGUACGACCCAGACCAACCCUUGUGGAACAAAGAGCGGCCUGAUGCAUCUGCGGGGCUUCGAAAGCUGUCUUCUUAUCAAAAAGGUUCGCAGGAUCCAGAUUGGGAUGGUGAUCUCUUAGAGAAACGAGAGAAUCAGGAGGGCAGUGAAACCCUCGAUGUUGUAAGGGUAGGAAGAGGCGGGAGCAGUAAUGGAGCACAGGGAGCAGAGAGUGGACCCAGUGUGUGGGAUCGCAUAGGUCCUGUAGAUCGAGUAGGAAAUAGGUUGGAUGGAGGUCCACGUCCUGUGGGGUCUCCACUUGAGGGGAUCCCCAGUGGAAAGCCCCCAAGGAAGGAUGGUGGAGAAGAAAUGCCGGCCCGGGGUAGAGGAGUUUGGCCGGUAAAGUGGAAUCGCGAAGUAGAAGCUGAUGACGAAAGUGGACCCAGAGCAACAAUUGCAAAUUCGACACCUGGCCGAGGGCGCGGAGUUGGUCGCAGCGAAACUGGUUUAGGACAGCGAUCUGGAGAGGGGACAAGCUACGGAUCACGUGGUACGGGCGGUCGAGGAACAAGUGGAUUCGGGUCAGAGAGAGCUCAGCGAACUCUAUAUGUUAGCUUCAUCCCAGUACUUAGCAACAGAACGGAACUCUUGACAGCUCACUUUCAAAAAUUUGGACACGUACUAGAUAUUCGUAUUCCAGCUCACAGCGAUAGAGCUUUUGUCCAAUUUUCAAGGCGUGAAGAUGCGGAAGCUGCUUUAACAGCUCCGGAUGCUGUUAUGGGGAAUCGCUUUAUUCGCCUCUCUUGGGCAAAUAGGGACAGUAUUCCAGAUCCGGGAGAUAACACAACAUCUCCCGCUGGUAAAGUACACGGAAAAUCUGGACAUCUAACUACCCCGCAGACGGUAAAAGCUCCGGAGAAAGCCACAUUAAAUGGAACGGCAAACGUUCCAGCAGAGUUGGCAUUAUCAGAAGGUGGGGGAAAGGCCAUUGCUGCCAAUGGAUCCUCAAGUUUACCCGCUAUCUCUGGAGCCGCGCUGAAGAAGCAGGAGGAGCUGGAGAAAAUGAGAGAGGUUAUAAGGAGAAAGCAAGAGUCAUUAGCGCAAAAGCGAGUUGACUUCCGUAGGAAACUCGAGGCCAAGCUCGCGAAACAGGUGCCUGGGCAGGGAGAUGGUUCAGAUUCAGAGCAAUCUGCCAAGCGUCAAAAGUUAGAUGAUGCCGAUGAGAAUUCAAGUGGUUCCCUCAAGCAAGGAGUAUCAACAACUACGGUUUCUCAACCAUCUCCAAGUCAAUCUGCUCCACAAGUGCCCGUGGAACAUUUAUCCUCUGGUGGACUUUCUAAGAGCAAUUCAGGGGAGGUCCUCAAACAGAGUAGUGUAACAGUUGGUGUGAGCCAACCUACCCAACCGUCCCAAAGGGCCGGAAGGCCACAAAAUGCAAGGGUGAACAGUACGAAUUUGACGUACUCGCAAGUUUCUUGGGGACCUGCUCGUUUUAAACUGGAUAACCGAACAACAAUCUUCAGAGUGCUACAACCCUUCCCUUCGGCCGUUACAGAUGUGGCAGUGCUCAAGGAGCACUUCUCUAUGUUCGGAGAAUUGUCAACGGUGGAGCUAGAAGAUGCAGAAGGUCAAAAAGUAGAAGGAAUCUCCAAAUUAAGCGAAAUUAACAGUGUACGGGUGAGUUUUGCAACACGUCGUGCUGCAGAGAGGGCCUAUGCAACAGGCAGAUGGCUUCAAGGUCAGAAUUUACAGCUUGUAUGGGUUACGUCUACAAAUAACUCUACAGGUAGUGGGGGAACUGCUGGAAGCUCAUCGCUGGUUACCUCUAGAGGACCUUCGGGAGGUCCAUCUUACAUGGAGCAAGAAGGGGCUAAUGGGAAUAGAUAUUCUGAUCGGGAAAGUACCAAGUCUGGUCAAGAGACACAAGAUACUGCUAAUGAUGGGGAUGUGUCAGGGGAGGAAACAGGUUAUGAAGUGAGCAGAGAGGAGAAGAAGAGUUCAGCUUCUGUGCCAAACCUAGAAUGGAGAAGAGAGAACGCCUUGCAAGUCCGUGCAUCUACGAAAGUCGUUGGACGGAGCUCUAGUGGUCCUGCCAUUUCCACGGAAAGCGGAGCGGAAACGCGUCAUUAGGAUUGGAAGUUUGGAUCUAUAUCUUGCUUCCAGAGGCUCAUGCUCUUUGGCAACAUGGCUGAGCUAGUUUGCAGAGCCUGUGCUGUGUAUAUUGUAGGUUCUGUUGCCUGUAACUUUUAGGUUCCAAUUCAACACAAGUCUGUCAGGGUUUGGUGUCCCCAGAUUGCACCAAUCAGCACACGAAUCAUAGACUGUAUGUUGUCCGGGUCUCAAGCUGUGUGCAUGCAGUGGCCUAGCAGUCAAUUUACUAAGUGACUUUUAGGAGACCCAUUUCCCGGAGGAUGUGACCUAGUCACGGGUUGCAUCUUCAGUGGGUAAUGGCGGCCAUUUACAUCCAUGUCUGGUAUGUGGUAGAUCCCAUUAUCAUGGGGUGCCACAUAAAUUCAGUAGAAUUAAUUACUUCGAGAUAGCAUUAGAGGCAUUUUUUUGAUCUGGCAUUGGUACUGCAGCCAGUGCGAUUAGGGAGUCAUUAAAUCAAUGUCAGCUGAGAUGAGUAGGCACUGGACGGCAGUCCGUUUAGUUCUUUAGUAUGGCAAGCCGUCAGGCUUUGGAUGUCUUUAACGGCAAGUAAUGAAAAGAAAAUCCAAGACGCCGGAGAUUG
Messenger RNA from Marchantia polymorpha subsp. ruderalis, 5350 nucleotides. The record is from the annotation of a GenBank genome assembly. Lineage: Eukaryota; Viridiplantae; Streptophyta; Marchantiopsida; Marchantiales; Marchantiaceae.